Medicago truncatula (barrel medic) is the source of this 1299-nucleotide messenger RNA. RefSeq names its product F-box/FBD/LRR-repeat protein At1g13570. Bases 1 to 1299 code for a protein of 432 amino acids. The record is from RefSeq and is a predicted model, not a curated record. The transcript has 3 exons. Gene Ontology annotation, molecular function: protein binding. NCBI's taxonomy places the organism in Eukaryota, Viridiplantae, Streptophyta, Magnoliopsida, Fabales, Fabaceae.
AUGACUCUUUCCGAUCAAGAGGAUCAAAUUGAUCGAAUCAGUGACUUACCAUGCAAUGUCAUUGACGGCAUCCUGUCACACUUGGACAUCAAAGACCUAGUUGGGACUAGUAUUUUGUCUAAACAGUGGAGGUAUAAGUGGACUAAAGCCCCACGACUUUGGUUUAGUGAGGACUUUUUUGAAGAGUACGAGGAUCUCGAAGAUCUCGAAGAUCCAGUAACUUAUAGAAUUAUCACGGAUGUUCUCAUGCAGCACCAAGGGCCGAUAGAUAAGUUUGGUCUUUUCAUAUCUAAUGACUACAAAUUUGAGAUCACAAUUGAACACCUCGAUAAGUGGAUUCCGAUUUUGUCAGAGAGGAAUAUUAAACAUCUCGAGCUUGUGAACCACGAAACACAUCCCGAUCAAAUGCUAUAUAUUGUCGACCUCCCUUGUAAGGAAUUGACGUACUCUAAGUUUUUAGGAUUUGACUUGUCAAUUCCACCUGAUUUCUCUGGGUUUGAAAGAUUGCUUGAACUUCACUUAUUGUUUGUUAGAUUCGAGCCCGGUGCAUUCGAGAGUCUUAUUUCUGGCUGUCCGUUACUUAAAAAUCUUCAUUUUGUAUUAUGUAAAGAAUUUGAAUAUUUUGAUUUUGCUCCUCCUACUCUUGAAGUCUUAUUGAUAGAAUUUAAUCCAAAGAUGAAGUCAAUUUGUCUCAAGAAAGCAAAUAAUCUGAUUGAUCUUGCACUCAAAGCUACUGAGAGCUGCACAUUUGGUUUGAUCAAAAGUUUGCCAAAAAACAUUCAAAGGCUUUCUAUUAGUUCACGACGCGGUAUUUACAAGAUGCAGUAUGCAAAUAUCAUUCAUCCAACGCUGCUAAAAAGCUCGUUCAGCUCCAUGAAGUAUCUGAAAUUGGGUAAUGUGAAUUUCAAUGAUAGAGGAGAACUUUUGUAUAUUGUUAGUGCACUCCAAUGCGCUCCUGGCUUGGUUGAACUUAUUAUACAGAGUUACAUCGAUCUUUCUACCGUACAAGUGUUGGAUCAUUCAGAGGAGUUAGAAUGCAGUAGUGACUGCCUUAAUAAUCUGCGGAUGGUGAAUAUCCAUGUUAGAGCAUAUAGAAUUUCUCAGCAUGCAAUGAGUUUGAUACGUUUCAUACUUGCAAAUUCUACAUCGUUAAGGACUCUUACUUUUAUAGUUUGUCCUGGUUCAAAGAGUUUAGAUGCACAUAGAAUUUCACAAGACUUGUUACGGAUGGAACGAGCGUCACAAAGAGCACAUGUUGAGUUUCUUCUUACUGAUGAAUUAGAGAAUGUGGGUAUUUGA